Messenger RNA from Adineta steineri, 329 nucleotides. The record is from the annotation of a GenBank genome assembly. NCBI's taxonomy places the organism in Eukaryota, Metazoa, Rotifera, Eurotatoria, Adinetida, Adinetidae.
AUGGCUGGAUCGGCGUUACGACGUUUAAUUGCUGAAUAUAAACAAUUGACAAAUAAUCCACCAGAUGGAAUUUUAGCUGGACCUCUUAGUGAUGAGAAUUUUUUUGAAUGGGAAGCACUUAUAACAGGACCGAGUGGUACAUCAUUUGAAUAUGGAGUAUUUGUUACUCGUCUUCAUUUUCCAAGUGAUUAUCCAUUAAGUCCACCAAAAAUGAAAUUUAUGAGUGAAAUUUUUCAUCCGAAUGUUUAUCCUGAUGGAAGAGUGUGUAUUUCAAUUUUACAUGCACCUGGUGAUGAUCCAAUGGGCUAUGAAACAAGUGCCGAACGAUG